Molecule: messenger RNA, 3631 nt
Organism: Uloborus diversus
Lineage: Eukaryota; Metazoa; Arthropoda; Arachnida; Araneae; Uloboridae
Product: lachesin-like
Exons: 5
Coding region: 808-1746 (312 amino acids)
Biological process (GO): synapse organization
Cellular component (GO): neuron projection membrane
Source: RefSeq, a predicted model, not a curated record
UUUCGCCUUCUCGGACCGAAUUUUUGACUUUUCCCCUAAAAAGUUCACACUGGGGUGCGAAAAAUUUAUUUCGAAGGCAAAUUUGGAUUUUAUAUGACAGUGAUUUGAUUUCCACAUGAUUGCUUGUGAUGGUGAUUGAUUUUUGUGGUUCUCCAAGGACGCAGCAUGGAUAUAAAUAUAAAUAAAGAUCAUGCAAAUCUGAAUUUUUAAUCUGGGUCCAGUUCUUAGUAGCUGAUUAUAAACAUCAAACAAUCUACCUUUCAAUAUGAAAAUUUCAUGCAUAGUUAUGUAUUUAUUGAAUUGCAUAGUUUUUCUAAGCUUUGAAAUCAAGCAUCAACAAUUGUUUGUCAAUGAAAUAAAAACAAUAAAUCUUAAGUUGUAACUGUGACAUACACACAUUUUUGCAGUUUUAUAUUGAAAAUGGACGAGUAUUACGAAAAUGCAAGAGUUCCACUAAGCUCAGUUGGAUUGAAAUAUAACUAAGGAUUAUACAAUUAAAACGCUUGAGUGUUAAUGAAGACUACUUUAAAUCUUCAAUACUCAUUCCACAAAAGUGACAUCCAUAUUUAUUACACAUAGUGUGACUUAAAGACUUGUAUGAUAAAUACUUCUGACGUUUUUACAUUGGUUGACCUAGAAUUUUAAACUACAGUCGACAAAAUUUAGUGCAGAUGUUUUAUUGAUUUUGAAGUUGAAUUUUACAAGUUGUUCAAUUGCACUUGUAAAGUACAUAUUUUCUGAAGAAUAAGAUCUCUUCUGGAUUGACGACAAUUUAAAUCUGUGUUUUAUCUGUCAUUGGUCAAAAGAAUGGCCCACUACGUGAAGCAACUUGAAGCUUCAAUGAAUGUCAAGUUCUGGGUUAGGAUAACUCUAGUUUGCAGUCUCCUAUGCAUGGAACUAAAUUGCACAUUGUGCAACAGUGGAGUUUGUCCAGAAGAGCAGAAAACAGACCGCUCCAGGAGCUGGCAGAAGUCUCGGACGCUGUCAAGACCAGCAAGAAGGGCAGACACAGAUCUCGUCCCAUAUUUCGAUAAUUCCACAAGCAGAAAUGUAACCACAACUUCUGGGAAAACAGCAUACCUUCCAUGUAGGGUGCGGCAUCUUGGAGACAGAACCGUUUCUUGGAUCCGCCGUAAAGAUCUUCAUGUGUUGACAGUAGGAAGGUUUACUUACACAAGUGACCAGAGGUUCCAGACAAUUCAUUUGGAAAACUCAGAUGACUGGACCCUUCAAGUGAAAUAUCCUCAGAGAAAAGACGGAGGUGUUUACGAGUGCCAAGUCAGCACAGUUCCAAAGAUGAGUCAUUUUGUCUCACUUGACGUCAUUGAGAGUAAAGCCAAAAUUAUUGGUGGCCCCACGCUGUAUAUCAACAGCGGCAGCACCAUCAACCUCACAUGUCUUGUUAUGGAAAGUCCUGUCCCUCCAGACUACGUCUUCUGGUACCACAAUGGUAAAGUCAUCAACUAUGAUUCUCCCAGAGGAAUCAGCGUGCACACUGAGAAAGCUCAAAGAACCACGAGCAAGCUCCUCAUCAGUAAUGCUCAACCGAGCGACUCCGGGAAUUAUUCCUGUGUACCAUCAAAUGCUGAGCCAGCAGCGAUUGGAUUACAUGUAUUAAAUGGCGAACAUCCAGCAGCAAUGCAGCAUGGGAAACAUACAUCAUCCGGGUCGUGUCUUCCAUCAUCCUGGAAUGUGUUGCUCCAUUUAAUUAUGAACCUAGUUCUUCUUAAGUAUAACAAACGGUGAUAGGCCAAGCUCCAACUCAUGUAUUUUUAUUAUGCAAUAGCGUAAAAAAGUCAUACAUCACUAUCAAUUGAAAUUUAAUAAAGAUAAUGAAAGAAUAAAAUAAAACCAUUUCGUGUGUAAACUAUCAACUGACUCGGUGGCGUCAUCUAUGGGAGGAUUUUCUUAAAAAAUGGGGCACGUAGGCGUACUGAAGAAAUCGAUUCUUCGGCGGAAAAUGACUCUUGCCGCCAUCUAUGGACGAACAUGAGAAACAACUGGUGUGAAUAUAUUUAUCCAGAAACUCAUCUUAUUGCAAUCAAGUAUCUUGGAAACACAACAUGGAAUAAUUAUAUCAUGUUAUGACGUGGACUUACUUGUACAAAACGUGAAAAUGUGUGAAUACAAGUUUUAAAAGGUGACAUUAUUUGUUCAUAAUGAUUAAAGAAGAAUAAAUUAAUCACUUCGGAACCUUAGAUAUUCUCUUGCAACGGAACCGGAUGUUUUGUAAGUGAGCUUAGAAAUGGAUAAGAACAAUUAAUUUCUAAAGAACAUUAUAAUUUGGACGGUACAUUAAACAAGAGAUAAUCCGAGCGGUUUAAUAAAACUAACGAUAGUCAGAUUUUGAAUUUUUUCGGCAACUGUUCAUCAUAUUGUGUUUACAUGUGUUACAAUUGUACCCCGGUAGAAAUCUUUAAAUACUAUAAAUAUAUAAAUAUGCUAUAUCCUAAGAAACUUUUCACUUUGUAACUUGCAGCACGGUGAUUGGCUGCGCGAAUUGAACACAGUAUUUCGUUUAUUUGUUUAUUUAUUUUGUGGAGUGUCCAACUUUGUAUAAUUUUUAGCAAAUAGAAAAAAAAAUAAACAAACGUGUGAGUGAAAGGUUGAGUCAGUUGGAGUGAUUGGGGUAAAAGUGACUUUUUAAAGCUUGAAAAGCUUUGUUUCGUUUCAUGGGCUCGUUUCCGAACUCAUUUUAUUGCACAAUUUCUAUGUGUUCCCAUUAUUUAAAAAUCCAUUUUUCUUUUACAUUCUCGUUUAUAAAUGCUUUUAGAAAACAGGGGCUUUUUAUCUUACUCGGAAUUAUGAUUAUAAUUCUGAAUUUUCUGUCACUCUAUACCCCUCUAUACAAUUUUUAAUAAAAGAAAUGGAAAAAAAGCAUAAUGUGUUAAAAAAUUAAGAGAUUUUUUUAAACUAAAACCGGUAUGCUUGAUAAAAAAAUAAUAAAAAUAAAAAAUGAAAUAAAAUAAGAAGAUUGGUGCUAUUACAAAGGUUCGUAAAAAAAGUCACGGAUUUUACAAAUAAACAAAUUUUCAAUAUGUAGAAUUAUAAACAAAGGAAAGCUCAUCCAUGUCUCUGUAUGUGCUAUGCUUGCAUUUGGAAGGUAAUUUUAAAAUAAUCUCAUAGCAUCAUUGCCACAUAACAAUAUUUGAAAAAUCUACUUUCUUUAAACAAAUUACUUCAAGUAAACAGACACAGUUCAACAAUAUAAUAUAAAUAUUUAAUAAUAUUUAGUAUGCAAAUAUUUUAACAUUAUAAUAUAAAUAAAUUUUAAUUCAAUAUUUUUUAACCUACUGUAAAGUUUUACUACUUUAGCAUACAGCACGGUUGUUAAAACUACUUAAAAACAUAACGCUAAGUCGUAAUGAACAAAAACUUUCUAAUCUCGAAAAAGGAUACGUAUAGCAUUGAGCUGUAAAUCAAUGAGAUAAAACGCCCUUGUGUUAGAGGGUCCAUGACAGUUCUAUUUUGGAACAAUUGAUGUAUUUAUCGAAUUACAGGUAAGUCCUUAAAUGAAUGUCUUUCUUUGCUCGCAAAUGUAAAAUUUUAUUUUUACUGUACAUUGUUUUCAAAGCAGACUUGUAUGUAAAUAUUUCCCAAGAAAUAAGUGAAACUAAAACUCUUUUCGCUA